Messenger RNA from Ostrea edulis (European flat oyster), 753 nucleotides. Its product is annotated as heavy metal-binding protein HIP-like. The transcript is spliced from 3 exons. NCBI's taxonomy places the organism in Eukaryota, Metazoa, Mollusca, Bivalvia, Ostreida, Ostreidae. Bases 154 to 711 code for a protein of 185 amino acids. The record is from RefSeq and is a predicted model, not a curated record. Gene Ontology annotation, molecular function: protein binding.
UACCGAUCACUUUACUACUGUUACAUUUUAAUGGAUCUUCAGGAAUAUAUAAACGGGGAUACAAAAAUACCAUGUUAAACAGCAUACAGCCACCCUCUGUAUAUAGCUACAGUGUAUAUUGAAAUACAAUAGACAGGAAUAUCGCUGUCCAAAAUGGUUCCCAUGCUUAUGGUGAGGGUGAUAUUGGUCUUAAUAGCUAUACUGACUGAACUGUACGGAAAAGAAACCACACAGGACUUCAUCAGUAAAUACAACAAGUACAACACUGUUUGUCAAAAAAUGGGGUACGGAACAAGAAGUUACAAAGGAAAAGACCAUGGAAUCGUAGCUUUCCAUGCACGGAUGUCCUCCAAUCUACAAAAUCUCGGUAACAAUGCUGUUGUUGUAUUUGGGAGAGUAACUCUAAACUCUGGAUCCGCCUAUGACGGUAACACAGGGAUAUUCACAGCACCAACAUAUGGCAUCUACUCCUUCACAUGGACUAUUAUGACAAUACCUGGGUCACGUUUUAACACAGAAAUUGUCAUGAAUGGAAAUGUAGUUGGCUAUAAUUAUGCUAACGGUAAAUCUGGCAGUUCCCAGCACGAGUCUACCUCCACAACAGCAGUGAUUAGAAUGAAGAAGAAGGACAAGGUCUGGAUAAGGACAUUUAACAGGGAAGGGGAAUAUGCAUACAUGGACUGGUCUUCAUUGUCCGGGUUUCAAUUGUAAAUAUCAAAUUACUUGAGAAAAAUAAAACAAUCAAAUAUCAUG